CGGACGCUGUGUGCUCGGAUCGGAGUCUCGAACGAUGCGCGAAAAGAUUCGGCGGUUAUUUUUUAUCUGGACAUUAAAAUGGCGAGGAGAAUAACUCGGAGGGAUGUUAAACGGCCGUCGAAAAUCAGGAAACUAAAACUCCCUUAUCUGAUAAUAUCGGCCAUUCGAAACUUGAGGAACACGAAGGGAUCGCCGCCGACUAAAAUCGUCAGCUACGUGGCGAGGACUUCGCAUAUUUCAAGAGCCACCGCCAAACGACAAGUGGACCUGGCCUUGAGACGCGCGGUGAAUGACGGUCUGCUGAGACGACGUCACGGUCACUAUUGUUUGGAUCCCGUCGCGGCCUUCUUCAAAUCCAAUUCCGGAAAAUCAUCGAAAUCUCCGCGGGGCAAAAGAGCGCCCGGUGGUUCGGCAAAGUCGAACGCGCCGAAGAAAAUCAAAAAGAAUCCGAGGAGGAUCGUACCGUUCGCCAGGGUCGUACGAAAACCACUUUUGUCCGUACGAACGAGAAACAAAUAUCCUCGGAGGAGACCGUCGCCUCAUCAACUCUCGGAUAUGUACUGUAAUCCGAGCUACAAAGACUCGACCGACUCCUCCGUGGCUUCUAGUUUAUCGAGAAAAAGUUCCGAGCUCCAACCGACUUGUGACAACGCCACUAAGGAGCCGAACGAUGGCUCGUCCAUCUCCAGUCUUCCACCGUCUAGCGGGCUCUGAAUUUCCCCGGACUCGAGCCCCUUUCUUUCGAUUCUAAAAUUCAUUUGUAUUUUCCAUUCAUUUUAUUUUGCGGCGAAUUUUGGAAAAACUUGUAGACCGUCCUCGU
Molecule: messenger RNA, 820 nt
Organism: Athalia rosae (coleseed sawfly)
Lineage: Eukaryota; Metazoa; Arthropoda; Insecta; Hymenoptera; Athaliidae
Exons: 2
Coding region: 79-714 (211 amino acids)
Biological process (GO): nucleosome assembly
Cellular component (GO): nucleosome
Molecular function (GO): DNA binding
Source: RefSeq, a predicted model, not a curated record